Molecule: messenger RNA, 2946 nt
Organism: Brassica napus (rape)
Lineage: Eukaryota; Viridiplantae; Streptophyta; Magnoliopsida; Brassicales; Brassicaceae
Product: putative F-box protein At4g11580
Exons: 4
Coding region: 1743-2606 (287 amino acids)
Molecular function (GO): protein binding
Source: RefSeq, a predicted model, not a curated record
AGACGAAUCCUUAGCCCAAAUCCUUAGCCCUAAUGGAAUAUAAUAUUAAUAAUUGGACUAAGAUUAUGACGGAUCAGUCCGUAAAUAAGAGAUAGAAGGAUCAAGUCCUUGUGCACGUGGCGUCUAAUGGUUGGCUCGGUGAACUAUUGUGUUUGGUUUUGUUAAAAAAAAAUAUUUGCGAUCGAAGGGGAGAAAAAAAAAAUCAGAGCUUGAGACGAAAAGGCAAAUCAUUCGCCAAAUUCUCCUUGACUGUCCCCGUCGUCUCCGCUCAUCUCUGCCGCGACUCCGUCACCGGCAAAUCACUGCGUUACGCUUACGUCAACUUCGAUUCCGCCAUCACCGUUUUUUUUGAUCGUGAAACUCAACCUUAAGAGACCAGAGAGAACAUUAGCCUAGAGAGAGCUCGCUCGUGUCUGAAAGAACAUCAAACCUCGUAUCAAAAAAGGAAAAUGGCAUUGAAGCUUAACCCUUUGGCAUCUCAGCCUUACAAACUCGCUUCCUCGGCUCGUCUGCCAAUCUCUACUUUCAGAUCUCCCAAGUUCCUCUGCCUCGCUUCCUCUUCUUCCCCUGCUCUCAGCUCCAGCACUAAGAUCGAAGAAGUUGUUUGUUGGAAGGGCUUUGAGAAAAGCUGAAAGGAUGGAGAUGCUGAAACAGAAGCACAAAGACAAUUUUGUUGUCAAGUUUAAUGUUGGUUGGUUUAAUCUGUACGUGAAGAACUUGAGUGAAGCAAUCAACGAAACAAGGCUGCUAGAGAUAUUUGGAAGUUAUGGGAAGAUAGUCUCAGCAAAAGUGAUGCAUGAUAAAAAUGGCAAAAGUAAAGGAUUCAAUUUCAAUUUUAAAAAAAAAUUAAUAUUUUUUUUUAAGGACUCCAUCUUCAAAAACACCAUUGGACAACCUGUUUUGAUUUAAAUCCUUAACUAUUCAAACAAAAACCAAAAAAAAAAAAAUAUUACUAAAAUAUUCCUAAGGAUUCAUUGGUGAACCUCACCAUUGCAUAUGCUCUUAGCAGGCGAUGUAGAGAAUACAGUUCGGAGGUUGAGUGCGCGCUACGGCAACGACGGAUCUUAGAUAGUGCAUGAUCGUCAGUUAGGGGGCUCAACCAGUUACUGGCAGAAGAUAAAAAUAAUUAAUAAUGUAUUUUGUUUGGGCUGAUGAUAGCCCAUUACCAAAAACUAGUAGUAUAUAAGAAAUUUGUUUAAAUAAUUUGAUCGUAGCCAAAAAGAUAAGAAAGAUUAUCUUUCUAAGGAAAUUAAACUAAAAUCAUAAAUAUUAUAUAUCUAUAUAUGAUUUUUAGCAGUUCCUAUUAAAUCAUUUAUAUAAUAUAUAUAUCAUCCAACAAAAUCAAAUAUCUAUAUACAAAGAUCUAUCAUAUCUUUUAUAAAAGGAAAAAAUAUAUUAUUAUUACUUGCAACAAUACAUAAUCUGAGCAUAUUUACUAUCGAGAAUCUCAUGCAUUAAUGUGAUCUAUUGAUUUGAAAUUGCUAUAAAUCAAAUAACUAUAUACAAACAUCUAUUAUGUCUUCUUACAAAAAAAACAUCUAUUAUGUCUUUUAAAAAUGAAACAAAAUAUAUUACAAUAUUUGCAAAAAAUACACAAUCUAAGCAUAUCUACUAUCACCAAUCUCAUGCGUUAAUGAUCUAUUGAUUUGAAAUGGCUAUAAAUCUGAGCACUAUAAGCUUCAUACCCUAUAAAUAUCCUAAACAUAACGAGAAGUGGUUAGAAUUAUCUUCCAUUGAAAUUAAUGGAGCGUCAAGAGAGGUUUGAGAAUAUACCAAAAUGGGAAAAAUUGGAUAAAGACAUGCUUGCCAACAUUUUCAAGAAGCUAGACAUGGUGGACGUCAUCAUGGGAGCAUCACGAGUGUGCAUCACUUGGUUCCUUGCCUCUCACAACAAAACUAUAUGGAACACCAUCAAACUCAACGAUUUUGAUUCGAUUGUUUUAGAUAACCCCUCUAACCCACAUCUGCAGGAUCUGGAUAAUAAUAAUGGAGGAAAACAUCUAUACAGCCUUAGGGAGAUCUUGACUGAAAUCAACAAAUUCAGCCGUGCAGCCCCGGUUGAAUUUUUCUUCAAUGCUAAUACCAAUGUACUAGAACAGGAUCUAGCGAUCAUUUCCAACGGGUUGCCAAACAUCAGAAAACUUGCGUUACGAAUGCAGAAGACUCAAAAUCUGAAUUCAUUUACAUCAUCUUUUAGUAAAUGGAAGAAUCUCCAAACUUUGAUCAUUGCCAAAUUUACAAGAGAUGACGACGACCUGAAGCAUGAGUUCAAAGCCAUUGCAGAAAACUGUAGGAAUCUUACCACCAUAAAAAUCACUUGUACAUUGGACCAAGAAUUAGCCAAUAUAAUUGUUGGUAAGCUUCCGAACCUGAAGAGUCUGAGCUUCCGCUGCACUUAUGUCUCCGUAGAAGCAGUUAAGUCGCUCAUCUUCGGCCUUUAUAACCUCAAGAGUCUUAACCUCUCACAUUGUAUAUUCUUAAAACGACACAACAAUGGUAUGAUGUUAGCAGAAUUAGGACUGUCACCUGAGGAUAAAUCCAUAAUACUUAGCAUUCAAAAGCUUGAAACUUUAAGUUGUGUUGUCCGGAGUGCCCAAUUUGUCUAGAUGUGGGGAAUCAUCCGCUACAUCCUCAGUAUUAUAUCAACUUUGGGUAUAAGCAGUGGGGAACUGAUGAGAUGAAGGAGUUUGAGUUUUAGACCUACCUUUAUCUAAAAAUGGUGAUUUUGUUUUUAUCUAUUUAUUGUAAACUUCAGUUGUUAUAAACUUUUUCAUAUUUGUAUAUCGCAAUGCUUUUAUUCUGUUACUUCUGUAAAUGAUAACUACCCUAUCAAUGUACUAAAUAUAUAGUAUGAUUCAUGCUCAAGUUGAGAAGUACAUAUUAGUAGAGACUUCUCUCAGAAUAUAGGCCAAAAUCUUAAGUCGAUUAAUUCCCUUAUUAUCUAUA